This is a messenger RNA of Microplitis mediator, 2337 nucleotides long. RefSeq lists its product as uncharacterized. NCBI's taxonomy places the organism in Eukaryota, Metazoa, Arthropoda, Insecta, Hymenoptera, Braconidae. The coding region runs from base 21 to 2279 and encodes 752 amino acids. The transcript has a single exon. The record is from RefSeq and is a predicted model, not a curated record.
CGUAAUAACAUAAUCUGAUAAUGCAAGAAUAUUUACCUUACGUCAUCUACGGAUGUGUUACCAUAUUAGUAAUCACGACCAUUACUUUAAUAGUAUUCUUAGUAACCUCAUUACAUAAGACCCCUGAGCCACAUAAUAAUGUCUCUCAGGUACUUGAUAAUACCCUUGAGAAAGUAGAUGAGGUCCCUAAGGUAUCCGGUGUUACCCCUCAGACAUUAGAUAGUAUCCCUCAGGCAUUACAUAAUACCCCUGAGCCACUUAAUAAUGACUCUCAGGUACUUGAUAAUACCCUUGAGAAAGUAGAUGAGGUCCCUAAGGUAUCCGGUGUUACCCCUCAGACAUUAGAUAGUAUCCCUCAGGCAUUACAUAAUACCCCUGAGCCACUUAAUAAUGACUCUCAGGUACUUGAUAAUACCCUUGAGAAAGUAGAUGAGGUCCCUAAGGUAUCCGGUAUUACCCCUAAGGCAUUAGAUAGUAUCCCUAAGGCAUCACAUAAUACCCCUGAGACAUUAGAUAAUGCCUCUAAGUUAAUUGAUCAACCCGUCAAGCCACAAGUUUUAUCACCCGAAAGUAAAUUAUCAGCAAUAAAAGAUAAACUUCGCCAUUUCUUUACCGACAAUUACAACUUAACACCCGACGAUCUUAAUAUAAUAGAUCAUUACACUUUUGAUCUUUCGAUGCCGCCUCACACGAAUUUCCUACAAUGGAAGUUAGAUCCCAAACAAUUUAAACAACUUGCUGACUUGGGUAUAAGAAUAUUACGUAACCUAAAUAAAGACUCAUCAGAUUCCGAGAUGGCUGACAAGUACUCAAAAAUUACCGACAAUAUUUUAGAACGGAUUACUUCGAGACGAAUUGAAGAUUUGAACGAUGCUUUCAGAUCCUAUGAAGACUUAUUGGCCACGAUAACAACAAUGGCGGCCAUGUUUCAAUUGAUAGUCAAUAUUAAUGGCAACAAACCCAAGUACCAUCAGUUAAUACUUGACUUAAUAAAGAAAAUACCAGAAUAUACUAGUUAUCCUAAGGGUACACUCCUUUCUAACGCUAGUAAUCUAUUCAAUUUAUCAACACCCAGGCUGUUAACGAACUAUAUUAAUGCCACUGAAGACUUUAUCACUGAUUCAAAGUCCAAUAGUUUAAAACACUUCCAUGAGUUGAUCAAUAAUGACAAAAGUAUCAACGAUAUAUCAAGUGAUAUUAUUAAUAUAGACGGCUCCGCGUUCAAGUACGACGCAGAUAAAAAUCUACAUAUGAUUAACUACUCAAAUUUCUUGUCUAAUAUCGGGACAUAUAUUUAUCACUCAGAUUUUUAUGCCGCAGUUUAUACAAUCCUUGAUAUCCCGGGUAAUUAUUAUGAGGUGGUUAGAAAAUUAGUCAGGAUAAUACUGCACCCGAGCAUUAAGAAUAUUAAUCCUUUAUUUGAUUCGCGGUGUGAUAUUGAUGUCAGGGCUACGAAAUUUGACUGGCUGGACCUCAAAGGCGAGCUAGGAUGUUAUCUGAUCCCAUCGAUUGGUCUGGGAAUUAUCAAGACCAAAGAUUUCAUGUUUUCCUUGCGUGUGCCCAUGCCGGAAAUAUCGAACUAUUGUGAUUUGGAUGCCGGUGGCUGUUUAUUGGCCGGAAUUCAAACACGGGAAAUACAUUUCGCGGAAACGGGUGCAGCUUCUGGGUCGCCUGGGAAUUCUAGUAGACUGGGAUUGAUAACCCAUGGGAAGACCGAGUGUUUUAAAAGGUCUGACGUUGAAGGAAUUAAUGUCAACUCGCGGGGUCAUUUCAUCGGCCGGUUGGUUGAUAAGGACAUAAUGUUCUGGAAAAUGGAAUACCGAGUAGAGAAGUUUGAGGUUAAGGAGCUGGGGGUGGUUAAUUCUAGUGGUAUGGAAGCGUUUUAUAAAGUCACUAAUAAUCAAGAGACUGAUGAUUUGUACUUUAAGUGGCGGGGUAGUGAUGAUAAAGUCGAUUAUAGUAUUGACGUGGAAGGGUUUGAAGAAGAUGGCGAUCACGUUAAGAUGGCCGCCAAAACAUCCGGACGGUUUACGUGGAAAAUGAAAGUUGGUAAUAAAGAACCGCUCAAUUUGGCGAAAGAUUGGGACGUGAUGAAAUUCGAAGAUGGUAUGAAGAUUUAUAAAGUUCAGAAAUUAGAAUCGCAGAAACAAUUUAAGGUUGAAUGCAAUGAUAAAAUUAUACUGAUUGGUGGCAGCAGCACCAAGGUCGAUGAUGUUAUUAAUUAUAAUGGUGAUAAUUAUCGACGUGAUAACAAAACUAUGAUGUAUAUUAAAGAAUAAUUAAAUUUGAAAUCAAUUAUAUAAUUAUUGAAGUAUUUGGAAAUUUUAAUUUUUGAAA